CUUGCCUUGUGUAGGGGGCUCUUUAUUUUAGUCGUAAUUUAAUAAUAAUAAGAUUAAUUUCAUUAGAAGAUGUGUUUAAAUACGAAUAACAAUAUAAAUUACAGUAUUUAUCAGUGAGUUUAUUUUUCGAUUGUGUGUUGGGUGAGAAAACAGUGACAAUGUUCUAUCACAAAUAUUUAACUCGUGAACAUCUAGAAGGCUUCGACAAUUAUAAGUACAUGGCAAUAGACACCAGCCCUCUCAGUGUCUAUGUUAUGCACCCGUUUUGGAACAAAGUUGUUGAGUUCGUCCCACGCUGGGUGGCGCCAAACGUCCUAACCUUCGCCGGGUUCCUCCUCACCGUUCUGGACUUCAUCCUGCUAUCGUACUAUGACUAUAACUACCUGGCGGCGAGCUCGCUCAACGCCACGGAGACCGUCUCCUUGAACCAGAGUCCACUCAACGGUCACACAGAGGUCAUACCACGCUCGCUGUGGGCGGUCCUGGCCGUGUUCUUGUUCCUCGCUUACACUCUGGAUGGCAUAGAUGGGAAGCAGGCGCGCCGGACCCAGACGUCGGGGCCACUGGGCGAGCUGUUCGACCACGGCCUGGACUCGUAUUCUGUGUUCUUCAUCCCAGCCUGUCUGUACUCCAUCUUCGGAAGACUCGACUUCUCCAUACCGCCUAUAAGGAUGUAUUAUGUGAUGUGGAACAUUCUACUCAACUUCUAUCUAAGUCAUUGGGAGAAGUAUAACACAGGAGUGUUAUUUCUACCCUGGGGCUACGAUUUUAGUAUGUGGGCAUCGACAUUCUUCUUCUUGUGGACGGGGAUCUCUGGCACUGGGUUCUACAAAAGAUACCUAUUUGGCGGUUACACCAUUGCCAACGCGUUCGAGUGGCUCAUUUACGCCACUGGGGUCUUUACCAACCUGCCAGUCGCCAUUUACAACACGCAGAAGUCAUACAGACUGCGCACUGGUAAAAUGCGGAGCCCUAUGGAGGCGCUGCGGCCGCUGUGGGCGCUGCUGAGCGUGUUCAUAGUGUGCACCGUGUGGGUGCAUCGGUCACCCAGCCUACCCGACUACGACCCGCGCGUGCUGUUCCUGCUGAUUGGGACUGUGUUCAGUAAUGUUGCUUGCCGGCUGAUAGUGAGCCAGAUGUCGUCGCAGCGCUGCGCGGCCGCCAACUGGCUGGUGUGGCCGCUGCUGCUGGCGGCCGCCUUGGCGCUGGCCGCCCCGCAGCACGAGCCCGCCGCGCUCUACGGCGCCACGCUGCUGUGCGUGCUGGCGCACCUGCACUACGGCGCUUGUGUCGUUCGACAAAUGUGCGACCACUUCCGAAUAAGCUGCUUCCACAUAAAGCAGCGUGCAGAUUGACUCUUAGACGACAGCGCGUGCUAGACACAACAUAACAGACAAACAAACAACAUAAUGUACAGGUAAACUUGUAGCGAACAGGGGGCGGCGACGGGGGCUACGUGCUUUCCGAAGCACGGAGGAGCCAGGAAUAUUUCAUUGGAAACAUUUGUACAGUGAGUUAAUUUUACAAUUGGUGUAACUUGAAAAAACUUGUUUUUUCAUUGCGUCGGAGAAAGCUUUAUUUACUUUAGGCUGACAGCUCUGGGGGGUUAAAAAGCUAGUUACUAGGGAUCGACGAUCCAACGGUGUUAUGUUGGAAGUAGUAUUAUGCGUCUUGCUGUGUAAACUUCGAUACCGCGUUUCACGACUGCUUGAAGACUGCAUUAUUGAAUGUGGCGCCAUCUGUUGCAUGUGAGCGGAACUAGGUGGCCAACUAGUUGGGUCCGCCACACUAGUAUUUGAACUGUCAAAUUAAAGUAAAAUAAAGUUUGUGUCUGUCAGCUGUGGCAAACACACGAACCGACACAGUCGCAUCAUAAGGGUUCCAAUUUUUGCAAUUUGGGUUGGGAACCGUAACAGAAAAAAAAUCUUUUUUUUAUGGACUUGAAUGGGCCCAAAAUGAGGUCCUUUAAUUGACUACUAUGCUUAUGUCGAUCAUGUCUGAAUUAACUUUUUUUAAAGUUCGAAUUUGUCAUCAUAAUUCGAAAUGAUAUUUUAAAUUCCUGAGCCGUCUCCUGUUUGAAAAAGGCCUACAGUAGAAACAAAUCUGUUCCAUGUAGAUAUCAUUAAAAAAAAACACAAUGCAAAUAGUUUUUUAUCACUAUAGAGGAUCUUCCUCACGGUGCGAUUCGAUAUCGCAUUGCACUGCGAUCAGCGCCAUGAGGAGGGUCUCUAAGUUAGUAGACGUAGUUGAGUUUUACUCGCCGCAAUCGAUAUAUUUAAUUGAAGACGACAUGAUAAUUACAGAGACAGGGUGUGAUGGACAGACUGGUAUGUUUUUUAUUUCAAUGGGGUGUUUUCCCGGGUCAAAACAAGUCUUCAUUUUCUUGCUGUGUUAUACAGGAUGUUAGUGACAUCGUAACGAAUACUGAGGGGGUUAUUCAGACCAUGAUUCUGAGUAAAUAUCAAGUGGAAUUUCCUGUCGGAAAAUACUUGUUUUUUUUUAAUUAUUUUCAGUUCAAUACUUUUGCGACGGUAAAUUCCUCGUGAUAACUAUUCAGAAUAAUCGUCUGAGUCAGCCUUCAAAGAUUUUCAAGUUUUGACUGAAUGUUUUGACUGGCUGAAAACAUCCCCAUAAUAAAUAAGAAAUGUAUUAUGUAAUGCAAAAUAAGCAAAAAUAUUGUUUUGUAAGAAAGAUUUACAUUUUUUAUGUAAUGAGGAUAGAAACUAGAAGUUCAAAUGUAGGAGGCGCCACUGUUGAGUGUUCCUACAUCUUGACAGUUCUCCAUACUGUCCAGCUUUAGCUGGAAAAUUCGUGACAAAAUCCAAUUUCAAAAAUAUCUUUAUUCAGUAGGUAACAUAGUUACACUUUGAAUCGUCAAUUUUUACAUAACGUACGUCUCAUCCGCCUAAAACUACUGCAGCUCACAACCUGUAUAGCCGGGGACAAGAAGCUGCAAGAAAAACCUCGGCACAGGGCACAUUUUAUAGAUAAAUUGAUAUAAAAUGUGGAGCAACGUGGAGUGUAUCCCGUCUGAAUGAUGAGUUACGAAAAAGAAAAGCUAUCAGUUGGAAAAAGGAAUUUUAGAUUGAAAAUAAGUUUUUCUAUGUUUUCUUCUUUCCGAUCUUUAGGAAGUAAAUACGGCCUCUAUGGUCCAGUGGUUGAGCGUUGAGCUCAGGAUCCGGAGGUCCCGGGUUCGAAUCCCGAUGGGGACAUAUCACAAAAAUCAUCUUUAUGAUCCCCAGUUUGGUUAGGACAUUACAGGCUGAUCACUGAUUGAAAGUAAGAUGAUCCGUGCUUCGGAAGGCACGUUAAGUCGGUGGUCCCGGUUAUUACUUACUGAUGUAAGUGACAACUACAUGAGCCAUGUCAGGGGCCUUUGGCGGGUCAAUAAUAACCCUGACACCAGGGUUGAUGAGGUUGGUAAUUUACCUCACAACCUACACGAUAGAAGAAAGAAUAAAUGCAACACUAUGUUUUUGCAGGUAAACGCGUAAAGGGUGAUAGUGUAAAAAUAUUACUAAAACAAUGGUGCUAAUUCCUGUAAAUACCAUCUAAUUUUAUUUUAAGUUAUAUCUGUCAUUUUCUUAUCCGCCGAAAAGGAAAGGGACGGGUAAUCGACAAGCAUAAAAUUUAUGGAACACACGUCAAUUUUAAGCACAAAUCUAAACCAACCGUCUAAAAAUUUUACAUCCGUCAAUAACCCGACACAGUUAAGUAGACAGCACGUCAAACGGAUUGCAUACCAGCGACGUACCUUUUGAUUCGCCCGGGUUAUUCAUUCAUUAAAUCAUUCUUCCUAAAAUUAAGAGCUGUGAAUCAUCCGUCCCUUUCCUUUUCGACGGAUAUGAAAAUGACGGAUAUAACUUAAAAUAAAAUUAGGCGGUGUCUGCAGGAAUCGGGGCCACUAUGUUUGUUUAAAAUAGUAUGGGGAACUGUCAAAGUUUAAGAACAUUCAACAGUAGCGACACCUGAUGGGAGAAAUAGGCAGUUUUUGUCCCCAUUUGUACGGUCACGAGCAUUAAUAUGUAUACACUCUGGUACCAUGUCACAUUAACUUUUUUGACAAAUUGAACUGUAAGUCUCACUAAAUGUCAAAUAUGUUAGUGCGACAGAGUCCUAAAGUGGUUAUAUUGCUCGUGACUGUGCUCAGUGUUUCUCAAUAAUUUUCUCAGAAUACUCAAAAAUGAGGCCUUACCUUAUUUAAAAGUACAUUUAUGUUGUUUUUAAAGUUAUGUUUAUUAUUUAUAUCUACUGAGUUAUUGUUUCAUACCUAAAACCUUCGAUCGUAUAUAUUGUUCAAUGUACAGCUCCGCGCAAAAGUCAAAAUAUGCGAAAAUUCUGACGCGUACCACUUCUUUAUUUUUUUGACGUGACUUAUUGUAGAUUUGCCGGAAAUGGCAUUAACUACUUGGCUGUACAAAUGGAGAGCGCUGAGGGCUCUCACCCGGUACAAAAUUUUAAGACAACAGUUCAGGGCGGCACCAGUUUAUUUACCAAUAUUAUGAUCGAAGUCUGAAACGUUCAAGAAUCAAUCUGCAAUUGCGUGGUAAACAAGCUCAGCCAAGUUCAAGUAACAACUUUCUUUCUUUCUUUUGACCCCCUCAUAAUUCAUAAACUAUUUCACAUACGUUACACUUUAUUCUAUGACUAGAUUUUACUUUUCUGCUUUCAAAUUAUUUUAAUUUGUUUUUUAAGCAUUAUUGAUCAGAGUAAUUGGCACAUUGAUUUUUGGAAAGUUUAUAGGUGAUUAAAUAAUAAGCCUGUAGGUAUAUUAAAAGAUGGUACACAGUAUUUUAAUCGUCUAGAAUUUAGACGGAAAAAGAUAUAUUUUGCCAUAAUUUGAGAUUAUUAAGUGGAUUAUGCAUUGCAUACAGGAUAUAAUGCUGAAUUUGAUUUAUAAUAAAAAUAUCACCUUAUUUUAUAUCUGAAAAGGAAUUGGGGUUUUUUCUAUUACCAUUUGUGCUUCUAUUUUGUUUAUGACUCCCGAAUACGAAUGAUAAUUUCCAUGUUCAUAAAUUAUUCGAUUUAUCGUGUAUCAAAAUUUGAAUUCAGAACCAAAUACAUUAUUGUAGUUUUUCUACGAAACAAAACAACAAUAAAGUACUUUGUUCUGAAUUCAAAUUCUAAUACACGAUUCAGAAAUCAAAUUCUGAAUUCAAAUUCGGACACAAAAAUGGAAAUUAGCAUUCGUUAGUAUUUACAAAUCAUAUAUCCGAAUGGAAAUGCGGUGUUUUUUGAGGGACAUUAAGAAAAUAGAAGCACUGUAAAGAUAUAGGUAUCCUUCCUUUCGGGCGAUUAAGAAAAUUAAAAAUAUAACUUAAACUAAAAUUAAGUAUGUGCUCGAAUCAGUACCUAUAUUGUCAGUUAUUUUGGGACCAGGCGAUUCCUAUUUCCUUUCAGACAGUUUAAACUUAUAGUUGUGAUUUUAGGCCAGUUUAUAUCUUUGGAGUUGUGUACAAUUCUUUUUAUUUUAAACGCAUUAUGGCACGCGUUGUCCGUUUGUGUAUUAAAACAAUUUUAAAUUUAUUUUAAAACUUAAUUUUUAGUUAUUACGUACUAAUUUGUGUUGGUACAUUAAUUUAAGUGUAUUAUUAUUGUAAAUUGAACGAUAUUUUUUAAUUUUAAGUUUAAACUGACUAUAGCUUGAGCAUAAUAAAAUUUAUUAAUUAUAAUUUUAAUAUAAGAGGAAUUGAAAGUUGCUUACAGAAUGAGCACUUUUAGACCAAAAAAAUAAAUGUAAAGAGGUUUUAAUAGUUUGCGUUUGGGCGUACAGUCACGAGUACUAAUAUGCACUUUGAAACCAUGUCACAUUAACUUUUUUGCAAAUGAAACCGUAAGUCUCAUUAAAUGUCAAAUAUGAUAGUGCGACAAAGUUCUAAAGUGUGUACAUGAUAAUGCUCAUGACUGUACGAUAAAAUUCGCGUGGGUCCAUCGCGGGUAAGAUCAACUUAUGCUGGAAUAUAUACAAACUCGUUCGUCGUCUAGUGUAAGUUGACCGCAGGCGUCGAAACGCGCCCGGUCGACCACUUUACACUGGGUGUUGAACAAGUGGUUGGUCUAAGCCGCAGUUCAACGUUCGCCCUUUUACUAUUUUUAACUUAAAAAGGAGGUUGUUAAUUUGACGCGUAUGUAUUUUUUAUCUCUGUCUUUCUAAAGCUUGAUGCACAGAAAGCACGACGUUAAAUUAUUCUGUAAAAGCGGAAAUACACAUGCCUGUGGCGUGCAUGCCAGUUUUUUUUUUAAUUAAUUACACAUACAUUGGUUUACAAACAGCUCCUUGCGCGUGCCAGCUACUUGCAUGCGUUUAAGUUUACUGGCAUGCAAGUAGAUUGCACUACAUUUGAUUUUCGAACUUACUGUUUACAAGUUCAGCUGGCGAAUCCGCAAUGUGAUGGUUAUUUGUACGUGCCGGUAACUGGCAUGCAAGCUACUGUUGUCUUUUUACUGGCACGCGUAUUCAUAGGAUUUAUGUUUUAGUGUACAAACUACCGCCCCCGGCCCGCGACGCGGUAUGGUUGUGUGUGGAUAACUUCUAAGUAAUACCACACCUCGGACAUUAUACAAAUAUCUCAUUUCGUGUGCCGAUUUACGCGUAAGUCCGAGUGAGACAAAGUCCGCCCCCUCGUAUAGUCAUGAACAAUAUCAUGUUCACACUUUAGAACCCUGUCGCACUAUUAUAUUUGACAUUUAAUGAGACUUACGGUUUAAUUUGUCAAAAAAGUUAAUGUGACGUGGUUUCAAAUUGUAUAUAGGUACAUAUUAGUACUCGUGACCGUACUCCUCAGCCGCCUACGGCCAUUUGAAGACUAAAAUAACACCCAGAGGGGGUGAGGUCGGCGCGCGAUACGAAUGGGGGGGGGGGAAUGAGAUUUACCGUUCCACUCUUUAAUCUAUGGUAAUACUCCGAGACGCAUUUAUUGUGGUCUAUGGUAAUACUCCGAGACGCAUUCAUUGUGGUCAAAGCUAAUUUACAGUAUAUGUAACAGUAAAAGGAUUUAAAUGUCAUGUGUAAAAGUAUUUUCUUUAGGUAUAGCCUUUCUCAUAUAAAGUAUAAUUUCUAAUGGGUUUCAUAGUAUUAUUGUCAAUCUAGACAGUAUUAACAAUUAUUUGUUAUAUGCUAUAACAAAACCUGCCGGGUCUGCAUGGCUACCGCGCCUAAAUUAUAUCGAGCGCUUGGACCAAUAAACGAUACGAAUGCUAUCUACGUAGAUGGACGUCAAACGGCUAUUGGUCGAAGUGCUUAAUAUAAUUCGAGCCGCGUGCGGUUAAGGUUGAGGCGUCUUCUAAGAAUGACGAUUUUGAGCUGCGUUCGAUGAAGGCCUUGAGGUCACCUCAACUGAGGAAGAGUCGAUUGAACAUCUUAGAAUACGCAUUAUCUUAUUUAUAUUUAUCACUAUUUAUUUAUUUUUAUUGUAAGCGUACGAAAUGUAUUAUUUUCAAAAGUAUUCCCGAAUCUCGGAAUAAUAUUCUGUCUAAGUAAUGAUAAUGAAGACGAAAUUGUUUGUUUGUAACAAGUUGCUGAAGUCGUAAUGCUACUUUUGUCCGCUAGGGUUGUUUUCUAAGGCACAUUGGCGCCACUUUGUUAGAUAUAUAUUGACUUUGACAGCUGUCAUAAUGUCAUAUAUAGCCAAAAACCAUAAGCGCCAUUUUGAAAAGACACAUUCGGAUGUGACUUUUGUUAACAAAACGUCGCAAUAGACAAGUUAGUUUUAAUCCAGGUAACAAAAUGUCGCCUAAUUUUUUACCCGGAAAUUAAUAGGCUAUUUUCCAACUAGUCAAAUCAGUUACUUUUUACUAAACGUCAAAACACAAAAUUACUAUGGAAUUUGUAGGAAAAAGCACAUUGUGACGAAAAACAUUUUUUUUAUUAAAAUUCAUAAAUAAGUUAAAUAGAAAAAAGAAAAUGUUUUUCGUCAGUUUUAGAUCUGUAAUAAUCUUUAAUAAUCAUAAUUUAUCUUGAACCUAGUACACGACCCAUUUGAAUGUGAUCGAGGUUUCGUUGAAGAUAAUCUCAUUAGAAUGUGAUCUUUUCAAAAGGCGCCUACGUGGUUUUCAAUAUAUGGCAACAAUAAACAUCCUCCUGGAUAUGUAUCUUUCUCUCUUUCUCGCUAGCAUACAAUGGUGCUAAUUCCUGCAGACGCCAUCCAAUUUUAUUUUAAGUAUACCUGUCAUUUUCUCAUCCGUUGAAAAAGAAAGGGACGGGUAAUCGACAGGCAUAAAAUUCAUGGAAUACACGUCAAUUUUAAGCAGAAAUCUAAAACAACCGUCUAAAAAUUUUACAUCGGUCAAUAACCCGACAGAAUUAAGAGACAGCAUGUCAAACGGAUUGCAUACCAGGGAGACGCCUGUCUUAUUCGCACGGGUUGUUCAUUCAUUUUAAAAUUAACUUGUUGACAAUCAUCCGUCCCUUUCCUUUUCGGUGGAUAAGAAAAUGACAGGUAUAACUUAAAAUAAAAUUAGGAGGUGUUUGCAGGAAUCGGGACCAAUCUGUUUCUAUCCUGCUGUCAAAUCCAUCAAGUUGUAUUUAACAGAUUAUAGUUGUCAUUUUUGUAUGUGUGUUGCCUCCUCUUUAUGUAAUAGUUUUAAUACACAUAUUUCUUGUAGUAACCACGAACUGUCUUACCAAUAAAAAUAAAUCGUUGAACGUAUGUUUGAGUAUUUCACAGCCUAAGCAAAAUUGAAUCUAAUUAUUAAAUAGAUGGAACUUUGCUUGCCUGUCAAAUACUUAUGCACGCGUUCACCGCAUGUUUAUUUUUUAUUGGUCAGGCUGCUAAAGUAUAGGACAUAAUCGUAGCCAGUGAAUUGACAACGAGGGACUUUCCAAACUAAGUUCUAAAAAUAUAGAUGGCGCUGUACAGAUUUAACGUGAUAAUAUUGUUUUAUUGUGUCCUUCUACUUGACACUGCAUAAAAGUAUACUGCCAGUAUGUAUCAGUUUGUUUUUUGACUAAUUAUUGUUGCUGUAUUAGUUUCUUUUUAUUAUUGUUUUUUUGGCAUGGCCUUAUUGCAUAGACUUAACGCCAUUGUCAAUAGGUCAUGCCAAAAAAAAAAACCAAUAUGGCAACAAUAUAAUAUAUUUUUUAUAAUUUAUAACACUGACUACAAUUAUUUCUUUUACUGUAAAAUAUUAAUACAAAUGAAGUGCCUCUAUGUAGCGAAGAUUAUUUUUGUCAUAAACAUAUUUGAUUGAAUAUUGGGAACGUAUUUGUUACACAGAACAGAAAAAGAAGAUUUCCUUUUUUGAAUAGAACCGCUAUGAGGCGGGCUGGUGUUGCCAAUUUUGCCACACAAAUGUCAAAAGCAUUCAAACGUCAAAAACUUGGUGAAUAUUCAGUCUUUUUUUUUAAAAAAGAAUGACCUAUGAAAUGAAUUUUCCGUCAGAAAAUUCCACUUGAUAUCAAAUCAGAAUCGUGGUGUGCAGUCUCCAAAGUCUUCGUUACGGUGUCAUUAAAACUGUAUAUUAAAUACCAUCCCAAUAUUGAAUCACUUGUAUACAUGUAUUUGUAUACAUAAUCUCAGUGUUGUGAAUUGAAAUGAAAUAUCAUCAUCUAUUGUAGUACUUAUGUAAUUGAUUGCGAUGUUGCCAGAUAUAUGGGUAGAUAUUAGAACACUGGUAGUGAAUAACGCAAAAAUAUCCUAGAAUCUUUGGUCUUUUAGCAAAUAUCUUUUUUUUAAAUCUUCUUUCUUUCUUUCUUUUUUUUUGGCUCGCGUUUGACCACAAUCUCACCUGAUGGUAAGUGACGAUGUGGUCUAGAGUGGAUCACGCUUACCUAGCAAAUGCCUAUUCAGUCUAGCCUUGAAGACUCUUAGAUUAUAACGAGUUGGAAAAAUACACGGCGGCAGACAGUUCCAGUUUGCUGUUCGCAGCUUCUAUGUGGUUGUAUAAUGUGGGUUUAUAUGUGGUUACUGCAAUUUUUGUCCCCCCCCCCCAGAUCUGCCCAUGGUCAGCACGCAAUCAAUAAUAAGAUAUAAUCGUAUCAAGUUGAUAACGUGAUCUUCCCAAUUGCCUUCACGAUAGGUUAGGUGUUAGCUAGGCUAGACUAGUUCGCUUAGGCUUGUCAUGUCACCAGCUAAUAAAUUAUACUGCGAGA
Messenger RNA from Pectinophora gossypiella (pink bollworm), 10090 nucleotides. RefSeq names its product ethanolaminephosphotransferase 1-like. The transcript has 9 exons. Gene Ontology annotation, cellular component: Golgi apparatus; endoplasmic reticulum membrane. The record is from RefSeq and is a predicted model, not a curated record. Gene Ontology annotation, molecular function: ethanolaminephosphotransferase activity. NCBI's taxonomy places the organism in Eukaryota, Metazoa, Arthropoda, Insecta, Lepidoptera, Gelechiidae. Gene Ontology annotation, biological process: phosphatidylethanolamine biosynthetic process. Bases 159 to 1355 code for a protein of 398 amino acids.